AUGUAUGAAGAUCUUUUCGCCAAGUACUUUGGAUUGAGAAAUGAUGAUGAAGUUGACAGAUAUGUUGUACUUAACAUGAAUGCAAGUUGGCUUUCUAAUGCUGGCAUCAGUUCUUUGCAGCAAGAUGGCAACAGAUAUACUAAUAAGGUGGAGAGUACAGGUGAAAUAUCUUUAAGUGAUGAGAAUGCUCCCUUCUGGGAUAUGUUUGAGAGGUUUCAAGUCAACAAGCAAGGCCAGAAAGAUGCAAGAUUAAUUGUCCAGUUCCUUAGGACUACCCUUUCAUGGCUGGCGCAGACAGGCUUCCAAGAAAAGAUUGAUGCACAAUUGUUGGAAGAGGUCAGGCACAUCAGCAGUCACUUUGAAGAACGUUCUACCAGGAUGGAGAAGACAGCUUGUCUGACUCUGGAGGAUCUGUACUCAAUGUGGCAAGAUGGCGAGAACAAACUGCAGAUGAUCAUCAGCUUCCUGUGUUCCAAAAGGGCGUCCACCAAGGAAGACGACAGGACGAACGAAGUCCAGUCGCAGACAGACGAAUGGACUGGAUGCUCAGACAACGAGACCGAUGUCCAGUCGCAGACUGACGAACACGACGAAUGGACUGGAUGCUCAGACAAGGAGGCGGAAUGGGUGAAGGAGGAGGAAGCGGCGGCACAAAAGGCGGCUCGGAUGAAGAAGAGCAAGAAGAAGCCCAAACAACCGCACAAAGGUUGUUUCAAGAGGUGAGCUGAUGUAGCGGCUGUAGGUCCCCGCCUGUAUUGGAGAAACUUGUUUUGUACGGUCACUGUAAAACCAGCUCAUGGCCGAGGGCUUGUUUUGCUUGCAUGUAUG
Molecule: messenger RNA, 828 nt
Organism: Aegilops tauschii subsp. strangulata
Lineage: Eukaryota; Viridiplantae; Streptophyta; Magnoliopsida; Poales; Poaceae
Source: RefSeq, a predicted model, not a curated record